This is a messenger RNA of Colletotrichum phormii, 810 nucleotides long. RefSeq names its product alkaline phytoceramidase. The coding region runs from base 1 to 810 and encodes 269 amino acids. Lineage: Eukaryota; Fungi; Ascomycota; Sordariomycetes; Glomerellales; Glomerellaceae. Gene Ontology annotation, cellular component: endoplasmic reticulum membrane. The record is from RefSeq and is a predicted model, not a curated record. The transcript has 3 exons. Gene Ontology annotation, biological process: ceramide biosynthetic process; ceramide catabolic process.
AUGAGCCACAAGCAUCAGACUCUCCGCUUUGCGAGCGACGCAACAGCGGGCGAUGGUAUCUGGGGCUACCCAACAAGCAAGGCAAACUUCUGCGAAGAAGACUACAUCUUCACGCGGUACAUCGCAGAGUUCAUCAACUGCCUGUCCAAUGCAACCUACAUCUACCUCGCCCUGAAAUACCCCCGGGCCAACUCCAAGGCCGCGGUCCCAUGGUACCGAACCCUUGACAUCCAAUCCAUCGGCCUCCUCGCCGUCGGCAUCUUCUCCGGCGUCUUCCACGGCACCAUGCACCAGGAGACGCAGCUUCUCGACGACCUCUCCAUGCUGGUCCUCGCCGGCUCGCUCGUCCAGCCCCUGUACGCCUUCCGCCAGUCGCGCGCCGUGGGGGCAGCAAUCACCACCAUCCUCUGGCUCGGCAUCGCCACCAUCGCAGCCAUCUACGUCCGCUCGGGGGACAUCGCCAUCCACGUCGCGACCUUCACCGGGCUGUUGACCUUUGUCUGGCCGCGGACGCUGUUCAUCGUCUACUGGACCGGAUGCUACUCGAAAGAGCAGCAGAAGGGACUGAUGAAGCAGUUCUGGAAGGCUUGUAUCAUUCUGAUUGUGGGGUUCACGCUGUGGCACAUCGACUUGGAAUACUGCGCCGAGCUGAGAGCCGCGAGGAAGAGUCUCGGACUGCCUGCCGCAUGGCUGUUGGAGCUCCACGGAUGGUGGCACAUCUUCACCGCCCUGGGCGCGAGCUGGUAUAUGAGGUUGAUUCGGGAGCUGACCUCUGUGGAACAGACCGGCAUUGGCAAGAAGGCACAGUAA